AUUUUAUACUUUUGAUUGCUAGUCGUUUCGAAGAUUCGCGCGCUCGCUGGUUCGGAUAUGAUUAACGCCAGAGCCAUAAAUAUGUACUCGACUGCGCGUGCUUUGAGGUAAGACUGGAACUGAACCUAUCAGAUCCCUUCAAAAUUUAGCUUUGGCAGGACCAUCGAAUUUCCUCUCUGGUUUCACGAGGAAUUUUGUGUUUUUGUAAAAGAAGUUCCUCUUUCACUUUGAUCUAACCUUCUUUUUUAACUCAUAAUUGUAAAAUAUUCGUAUAAAUAUUAUUCGCGGUAGCAACCGGCGGCUGGCGGGCAGUGGUGAUUGGUGGUGAUGAAUUGAAACAUUAUAGCUUUGGUUAGCAGUCCUCAAAGGUUACACGCUUCAUAUUUUAGUCUUUCGUCUAAUCACGCCUAGCCAGCGGACAUAUUACAAUUACGUUUACGAGCACGUGAAUAUUUUUAACCCACUAUGGAAGAGAAGAAACCAGGGUUUGGCAGGGGAAACCUCCUGAAAUUUCUGCAGGAGAAAAAGGAAUCUGAAAGUCAAUUAGUUGCACAGUCUUCAUUGGCUAGGGAACAGAGUACAGCACAAUCUAAUGUCCCUUCACCAGUAGAAGUUCCAACGACUUCUGUAAAAUCACUUGGGAGAGGUAGCAUAUUGAAAACAUUACAAUCCCUCCAAACUGGAACAACAGGACCAACAGGACCAACGCCAAUCCCAGUACUAAAACCGGUACAACCAGUACCAUUAGCAAAACCUGCAACAGCACAACCACACAUAUCAGCAGCACCCACAGUUUCUUCACCACCUGUAAGAGCACAAGGCCGAGGAUCUUUACUAAGCGCAUUACAAUCUGUAAGUGCACAACCUGCCAGUACUCCAGAGCCAGCUGCACAACCUUCGAACGUCCAUGGGUCAUCAUACGAUCCUUCAGGAGUGCUAGGUCCAUUAUCAGAUAUCACGUUACACGAAACAACUAAGACUAUUUCUAAACAAGGUUCGGGUGGAAAAGAUAUAUCCCUAAGUGCGAACUAUAUAAACGUAAAGGUGGACCCGGAGAAGGGUCUCUACAGUUACGAAGUCAAAUACAAUCCUGAGAUCGAUUCUACUGCGUUCCGCGCCAAACUGAUAAAUCAGCAUUUACAGAAGAUAGGAACGACCAAGUGUUUCGAUGGGACAAUGCUGUAUCUACCACAUCGAUUACCACAGAACAAUACAAUUCUAGAGUCUGUGCACCCACUGGAUAAUUCUACCAUUAAGUUAACGUUGAUUUACAAAAAGAAGCAAAACUUGACUGAAAAUAUACCAUUUUUUAACAUUCUGCUCGGCCGAGUCAUGCGGGCCCUUAAUUUGGUUCGCAUCGGUCAACACAAUUUCAACCCGAAAGGUAUUCACGCGAUCCCACAACAUAAAUUGGAAGUGUGGCCUGGGUACGUGACGACUAUUAACGAGUUUGAUGGAGGAUUAAAAUUAUGCAUAGACGCUCGGCAUCGAGUGAUGCGGACAGAGACAGUCCGUGAAAUCAUGAUGAAAUUCAGUCAGAGAGGAAAUUUUAAAGAGAUGAUCGUAAAGGAGCUGAUUGGCUUGUCAGUAUUUACGAGAUACAAUAACAGAACAUAUCGCGUGGACGACAUUGACUGGAACAAGAAUCCAAUGCAUGUAUUCGAUAAAGGAAACGAGAAAAUCACGUUAGUGGACUACUAUAAGUACCACUGGAGCCUGGAUAUACAGGAUAAGAAGCAACCGUUGCUAGUUCAUUGCGCUAAGACAAAAACGAGCACCGGCGAGACACAAGAACAAUUGAUACUGCUGGUUCCGGAAUUAUGCUAUAUCGCUAGUCUCAGUGACAGCAUUCGUGCAGACUACAAAAUAAUGAAAGAUAUCGACUCAGUGACUAAAAUGUCACCCGAGGCUCGGCGAAAUUGCUUUAGGCAUUUCGUACAGCAAGUUAACAGCAACGAUAUAGCGCGGGAUAUAUUGGGCGCUUGGGGCUUGAGCCUGGAACCCGAUGUAGUUGAUUUCAACGCUCGGGUGUAUGAAAAUGUAGAAAUUUUAUUUGGCAAUAAAGUGAAGUUCACGCCUCCGGAGCACAAGCCUGCGGAGUGGAGUGCAGCGGCGUGUAGAAAUCCUCCAUCGAGAACUCCGGAGUUGAAGCGUUGGUAUAUAAUAUACUGCCAGAAGGAUGCUAAAGUUACGGAAGAGUUUAUUACCAUUUUUGAAAGAGUAACAAAGGCUAUAGGUAUGAACAUAUCGCGACCCCAGAUUAUUAGCUUAAGGGACGACAGGACAGAAUCAUUUGUGCAUGCUUUGCGAAGUAGCAUAGAGAAGACGGUUGAUUUAGUGGUGAUUGUAUUUCCCAGUAACAGAACUGACAGAUACUCCGCAGUGAAAAAGGUGUGCUGUGUAGAGAAGCCGAUAGCUUCUCAAGUGAUUAUAUCGAGAACUAUAUCGCGCGCCGAUAAGUUAAAAAGUAUUGCAGAAAAGAUUGCUUUGCAAAUUAUCUGUAAAUUGGGCGGAGCCCUUUGGGCAGUUCAUAUACCGAUGCAUAAUUGCAUGAUAUGCGGGAUAGACGUGUACCAUUCUGGUACCGGCCAAUUUAACAAAGGAAGUGUCGCUGGUUUCGUGGCCAGUAUGGAUAAAAUGUUAACGACUUGGCAUAGUAAGGUUUACAUGCAGGGCAAACACCAGGAAGUGGUAGACAUGCUGCAGCUCUGUUUGGCUUCGUCAGUGCGCGCGUAUCAAAAACAUAAUAAUUGUUUUCCAAAUCGGGUCAUAGUUUAUCGUGACGGGGUUGGCGAAGGACAGUUGGACACUGUCGCUAAAUACGAAGUAAAGCAAAUGCAAGCUGCUCUGAAUAACCUAAUAAAAGAUUUUCAAGUGGAGUUAGUUGUAAUAGUAGUCCACAAGCGAAUCAACACCCGAGUGUUCCAGCGUAUCGGUUCGAAACUAUGCAAUCCUCCGCCAGGAACCGUUGUAGACACAUACAUAACGAGAUCGCACCUGUACGAUUUCUUUUUAGUCUCACAGAACAUACGCCAGGGUACGGUAUCGCCUACACAUUAUAUCGUUGUUCACGAUAGUAAAGGCAUGCUCCCUGAGCAUAUUCAGCGACUCACCUAUAAGCUUUGCCACUUGUACUACAACUGGCCGGGUACAAUAAAAGUGCCAGCUCCCUGCCAGUACGCGCAUAAGCUCGUCUCGCUUGUCGGGCAAAAUAUACAAUUAGAGCCGGAUCAGUCACUCAACGAUACGUUGUUUUACUUAUAACGCUAUUUUUACCUGCCACUGAUUCAUCUUCCAAGAAAGUUGUGAACCUAAUUGAAGUCGUCUGAAUACCAGUAUCUAACAAACCAAAGAUAGACUGAAUAUUGUCUAUACAUUGUAACCAUGUAUAAUUGACCAGAUGCAUCAGACCAGAAUUUUAAAGGUAUCACUAGAAUCAUUUUGUUUUUGUUCCUUAUUAAUAGAAUAUAUUUUUUUUUACAUAAUGAAAUAUCAGUAUUAAGUUGAUGAUUACUAUGAUACCUGUAAAGGCUGUGGAUUUUAUGCAUUUAUAAAGCUAUAGUACAUGUAUAAACACACCGAUAGCAAAGAGGAGUUCCUAUUUAGAUUUUAUUUCCUGCGAUUGGAUGUUACUACUUUAUUUUGCACUAAACUCUGCAUUAUAUGUAAUAUUUUUAUAAUUAUACAGGUAUGAAUAUCAUCUUGUAAAUGUGAUCUCAGUUAUAUACUAGCCAUGUACAAGACCAGAAAAUUAAAUAUAAUAAGAUUUUUGUAAGUUUUACGUUUAAAGACAAACGUACAAAUAAAUGCUUAUGCUAUUUUUAUUACGAAAUCAA
Molecule: messenger RNA, 3836 nt
Organism: Ceratina calcarata
Lineage: Eukaryota; Metazoa; Arthropoda; Insecta; Hymenoptera; Apidae
Gene: AGO3
Product: Argonaute 3
Exons: 13
Coding region: 466-3264 (932 amino acids)
Molecular function (GO): RNA binding; protein binding
Source: RefSeq, a predicted model, not a curated record